GUGAGUCGGGGGAUGGUUGCAUGUGAGGGACAGGGGUGGUGCUGCUGGACUUACAUGUAAGUGAAGGAUCUGGAUCACAUUUAAAACACAUGGUAGUGAUCACCUAGUGGCCGGCGGCUACAGAGGAGACAGUUGUCUGUUGUAGGACAUGUCCACCUCGGUUUAAUACCGGACAUGCAGUACUAGAAUAUCCCUCCGCCUCCUCAUGUACUUUCACAGCAUGAAGGAUUUUUUUGUCUUCUUUGGUGAAAUGUACAGGUAUUCCAAGAUGGCCGCCUCUGAUGUAAUGUACAAUGGGUGGUUAUGAAAACUAAAUUCUGAUUCUAAUUUUACCAUUAUGUUACAAUGGUAGAUUGAAAUGGCAAUAAUGGUUCAUUAUAAAUACAGUCGCGGCUGAGAAGGAAACCUGGAGCCUUUUAUGGUGUGGAUUAUCCAGAGGAAGCUGAGAAUUAGUCCAAUUAAACUUAAACGGCACCGAAAUGUCUCACAUUCCUGGACUUCCCUUUGACUGAACAGUAUUUGCAGACGGGGAAUCUUAAACUUCUGACUUCUGGUGUCGUCGUCGUCAACUCCACCAAAGCCUCGGUAGUAAAAGCUAAAUGCUUUAAAGCCUCUUUAGCAUUCUCCAUUUGGUCCGUCCGUGUCUGAGUGUUCUGGGACAUCUGGCUCAGGGCGCACUCACACUCACUUUGCAGCUGCAAGUUAAGGAGUGUGUGUGUGUUUGUGUGUGUUUGUGUGUGUGUGUGUGUGUUACGCAAACCCACACUGAGAGUACCAAAAGUGCGUGUGUGGUCUGUGGGACUCAGCUGGUCGGGGAAACAGAGUCAGAGAGGCAGUCGGUUCUAAGUGCUUUAAACAGAUCGGGGUUCUUCCUCCGACCGGCUCUCAGAACAGGCGGGCAGAGUCAAGGGACGAGGAUGAAGAUGAAACGGAGCCUGUGCACACUCUCCUGCCUGGUUACUUUAGUGGUGGAGCUGAGCUGGAUUAACAUGGGCCACAGCAUGCACCGAGAGGGAGGGAAUAGGGUGAUGAAUCAAUGGGGGAAAAAAGUCCGAUCAUCUUCCAGUCUGGAAGAGUUGCUCAGGCUCACAGACUUCCCCGACUGGAAGUUGUGGAAGUGUCGUCUGAGGCUGCAGCAACCAGAAGCCUUCUCCUCUCCACCUUCAGCUGGGCCUCACCGUUCUACACGCUACGCAGCUGAAUCAUACAGUCUGGAAAUACUGAAAGCCAUAGAUGACGAGUGGCAGCGGACUCAGUGUAUGCCAAGGGAAACGUGCGUGGAUGUGGCCAAGGAGCUGAACACUGACCCUUCAAUGUUCUUCAAGCCGCCAUGUGUGUCGGUUCACAGGUGCAGCGGUUGUUGUAAUCAGGAGGGAAUCACCUGCAGAAACACCACCACUGUAUAUGUGAAUAAAACAGUGCUCAGUGUGAUUCCUUUCAAGUUUGUGCCUGAACCUGUGCUGAUAAAAGUAGUCAAUCACACCGAGUGUAGGUGCAUGGAGCCAGCCAUAAUACGGCGAAAUGCUCAGUCUCACAGGAACAGUGGCAGCUGCUCUUUAAUGAGCCAGCACUCAGCCACGGAAGAUUCCAGGAAACUGUGUGCCACUGGGUGGAUCUGGGAUUGUUCUACUGAGAGAUGCAUACCUUACCCUUCCAGUGCAUCAGAAUUUCCACUGAGUUCAUGGAUGCCCGACUGUGAAAUAGACGAGGAGCGGUGCCACUGUCUUCCUAGUCCUGCGUCAACGUUGCAACCGGAAACAGCCAACUGCCAGCUCAACUCCUCUGAGUGUGCUCACAGGCAACUUCACUUUGAUGAGACCUCAUGCAGAUGCAUAUUGCCCAGAUAAAGGACUGGAGGUAAUAAAUAACCACGGCAACCUGCCAAAAGUAAGGUUGGACACAGAGAAGAAAUGAUCCAUAAUUUAUUCACUAUCCUAUUUAUGCCGAUCACUUUAACAACUGUAGAUGACAUUAACUCACAAGAUGAGGUUAAUUGACUGUUUUAUUAUUAUUAAUCUAUGUUGAAAAUCAAAAAGCGAUUUACGAUCUGUUCUUUCUGCACUGUGUAUGUAGUUUA
Messenger RNA from Cynoglossus semilaevis (tongue sole), 2077 nucleotides. RefSeq names its product vascular endothelial growth factor D (gene vegfd). Gene Ontology annotation, biological process: positive regulation of endothelial cell proliferation; sprouting angiogenesis; positive regulation of protein phosphorylation. The coding region runs from base 918 to 1847 and encodes 309 amino acids. Gene Ontology annotation, cellular component: membrane. The record is from RefSeq and is a predicted model, not a curated record. Gene Ontology annotation, molecular function: growth factor activity; vascular endothelial growth factor receptor binding; chemoattractant activity. The transcript has 8 exons. Lineage: Eukaryota; Metazoa; Chordata; Actinopteri; Pleuronectiformes; Cynoglossidae.